Messenger RNA from Cololabis saira (Pacific saury), 1512 nucleotides. RefSeq names its product LysM, putative peptidoglycan-binding, domain containing 3 (gene lysmd3). The record is from RefSeq and is a predicted model, not a curated record. Gene Ontology annotation, biological process: Golgi organization. Gene Ontology annotation, cellular component: Golgi apparatus. The transcript is spliced from 3 exons. Bases 132 to 1100 code for a protein of 322 amino acids. NCBI's taxonomy places the organism in Eukaryota, Metazoa, Chordata, Actinopteri, Beloniformes, Belonidae.
UUGACGUGGCGCAGCAGCAGCGGCUAGCGAGCAGGUAACAAACACACAAGGUGAGCUGAACAUAAUACCGGAGUUAUGGACAGUGUCGGCGACAACUGACAGAAACUGCGUCCCUUUUCAGUGAAGAAAAAAUGUCCAGUAGAAGUCAGCACUAUGGAUUUCAAUCAGCCACCCUGGUGCAGCCUGCUAAUGGCGGUCAUGCCUAUCUGUUUGGAAACAAUGGCUCAGAGAAUGAUUUGUCAGAGGAGGAUGGAGAGAGCUAUGAGCUACGAUCACGUGGAAGAGAGAGGCUACGGAGGAGCACCUCUAGAGAAAGACUGGAUGAUAUUAUCUACCUUACCCGGGAUAUUCAGGAGGGGGACACCCUUAACAGUAUCGCCCUGCAGUACCAUUGCUCAGUGGCUGAAAUAAAGCGUGCCAACAACCUCUUGACGGAACAGGACUUCUUCGCUCUGCGCUCAGUUAAGAUUCCUGUGAGGCGUUUCAGCGUUCUCACGGAGACUCAUAACGCCGGUCCACUCAAACCUGCCUCCCCUAUCGGGGCUAGACGUGUGCCCCAGAUCUCACCUAUCGAGUCGCUCCCUUCUGAGUUCUCCACGGAUUCUUCCUCUUCUUCUACUGAUAGUGUGGAAGGAUUUCUCUUGGAGAAGGACAAGGACAUUGAACGGCUGGUGAAAUCAACAGGACCAUGUCGGAGCAGCCUCAAUGAGGUUGUGUCCUCAUUAACGCUGCAACAACCGCUUUUAGAUGAAGCAGAGUAUAAACCAGCGCAGAGAAAGGAUCCUUAUUAUGGGGCGGACUGGGGCAUGAGAUGGUGGACAGCUGUGGUCAUCAUGCUAGUUGUUGGGAUUGUCACACCUGUGUUUUAUCUGCUGUACUAUGAGGUUCUCGUGAAAACUGACGUUAGCCACCACAGUGUUCCUACACAAGGUCACAAUGAUAUGAAUUAUGGACAGCAAAAUGGUAAAAAUGUGAACAUUCCUGUUGUAAAGGACCAUGAUGCAGGGCCUGGACCUGGAGAUGUAUUGGAUGGAGAUCCACAGAGGCCUGGUGGAGACAACGCACCAGAUGGUGAAGUUGCAGGGCUUAAAGAAUCAUAAUAUUGCUUAAAAAUGUGUUCCAACUCAGACUGAAUACAUUUCAUUUGGAGGCUUUGAUUUUCCCUCUCCAAAAUAUGUUAUUUCUAUCUUAAGAUAGUUUUAACUUUAUAAAUGACUGCAGUCAGUGGGAACAGUAAUUUUUUUGGUCAAACUAGGAUUAAAGAUUUUUGCCAUAAUUAUUUGAAUCUUUCCAUUCAUAUACCUUUCAGUAAUUAAGAGAAAGAGGGGUCCAGCAGUCUCAGAUUUGUUUUCAUUGCUAAACAGACUUUUAUUUGUUUAUAUUGGAGAGUACUUUGCAAGGUUAUUGUUAGUUUAAUUUAAGUGAUAUAUUGUUGCUAUUCACAAAUGUUUGUCAAUAAUUUACAGAUGCCUAUUUAUUUAGUGACAGAUCAGUGGCCAUAAACUGGAAAAA